This is a messenger RNA of Gymnogyps californianus (California condor), 777 nucleotides long. RefSeq names its product gastrula zinc finger protein XlCGF49.1-like. The transcript has 2 exons. NCBI's taxonomy places the organism in Eukaryota, Metazoa, Chordata, Aves, Accipitriformes, Cathartidae. The coding region runs from base 1 to 777 and encodes 258 amino acids. The record is from RefSeq and is a predicted model, not a curated record.
AUGAAGGACUUGGUUAAGCGCGUGGUGCUAAAGACCCACCCGUGUCAGGAGUGCGGCAAAUCCUUCAGCAAGAAGGGAAACCUGAAGAGACACCAGCGGAUCCACACGGCAGAGGAGCUCUUCACUUGCAGGGAGUGUGGGAGGCGCUUCACCACCCGGGGCCACCUCACGACCCACCAGAGCAUCCACACAGGAGAGAGACCCUUCUGCUGCGGGGAGUGUGGGCGCUGCUUCCGCCUGGAGAUAUGCCUGGCCGCCCACCAGAAGACACACGCCAAGGGUGGUCCCUACCUCUGCGCCCGCUGCGGCAAGAGCCUGAGCACAAAGAUCUACUUCAACAUCCACAUGCGGACCCACACGGAGAAGAGGCCAUUCGCCUGCACCGAGUGCGGGAAGAGCUUUGUGAAGAAGGGGACCCUCACUGCCCACAAGGAGAUCCACAAGCGAGAGAAGCCCUUCAAAUGCCCUGACUGCAGUAGGUGCUUUGGGCAAAGUGCCACACUGCUGGCCCACCAGAAGAUACACCUCCGCGGGGGGCCUUUCAUUUGUACGGAGUGUGGGAAGAGCUUGAGCACCAAGCGGUACUUCAACGUCCACCAGAGGAACCACGCUAAGCAAAAGCCGCUCGAGGGACACAUCAAUGGUGUGUCUCUCCGGGUCAUCCAGAUUAAAGAGGAGCCUGAUUUUGCCUUCAGAUCCCACUGGUGGCUUUACAGGGGAGACAGCUUAAAAAGGAAGAAGAUGCUGAUGGGCAGCAUGAACGGGAAGUCCCCAUAG